Messenger RNA from Macrobrachium nipponense, 2212 nucleotides. RefSeq lists its product as uncharacterized. The transcript has 7 exons. The coding region runs from base 672 to 1589 and encodes 305 amino acids. The record is from RefSeq and is a predicted model, not a curated record. Lineage: Eukaryota; Metazoa; Arthropoda; Malacostraca; Decapoda; Palaemonidae.
CGGCGGAAGGUGGUGGCGCUGCUGGCGUUCCAGACUAUGGACCGUGACUGGAAAAGAGAAAUCCGCGUCUUAUAUGAUUAACAAAUUGGUUCUUUCCUUUUGUUUCUCUUGCUCUGAACUGUCGCGUUUAACAAAGUCAUUCGGAGUGUUUUUAAAAGAAAAAAAACGUGGCUACUCGAAUUAGUGAGAUAAAUUUCGCAACUCAUACAGUGAGUGCUUUGCAAUACAUAUCGAAGAGAAAUUGGUACAAGGUGUCGAAAUUCACGAACUGUUAGUUUUGAACGAAUGCCUCCAAUUAUGACGUCAUGAACUGGAAGUGAUGACUGAUAAAUCUGUAAAGACAGAGAAAAGAGUUGGCAGUUUUAGUGUUCGACAAUCAACAGGUGGGGCGAGUGUUAUGGAGAUGGCGCCAAGGUCAUGAUCGCUUUCGCAAUCCUAAGGAUGCUGUGAACAACCCGAAACUCAGUCUGUGAACAGCAGAAGUCCCGGACUUUUAGACAGAACCAAAUGAUGCUGUGAAUCGCCUCUUGACUUUUCCCAUCGGAGAUUAGGACGAUGAUCCUCGUUAAGAAAAGUUCUUUAAUGACCAGGUGAACAAAUCCCUCUUCCCGAAAGACUUGCAGAACUUUGUGUUGUCGUAUCGAAUCUUCAAGGACCUGUCCACCAAGAAAAUGACCAGGACCUCCAAGGAUACUCGUCUCUUCGCGCCAUUCACCAAUGACUGCGGUAGGAUCUGCCUCGUCGUGGUCUUCCUGGGCUUUCUGACAGGGACGUCCGCGAUACGAAUCAUGGAGAUGACGGUGCCCCCUCGAGUCCAGGCUGGGGAAUUGGUCACCCUGGCCUGCCACUUUGACCUCGAGGGAAAGACGCUCUACUCUCUCAACUGGUGGCGGGGCUCUGACCAGUUCUACCAGUUCAGCCCCAACAGUCAGGAGCCAAAGACUGUGUAUUACUCGCCCGGCAUCACUGUUGAUGUGGAUCUGUCGGGGCGCGAAGUGGUCGUCCUGCGGAACGUCUCCAAGGAUACGGCCGGGCAGUACAAAUGCGAGGUCUUAGCCGAUUACCCAAGCUUCGAGAAGGACUCGGAAAUCACUGACAUGGAAGUUAUAGAAGUACCCAAACAACCGCCAAGCAUAUCAGUGAGGAGAAUCCAUUGGACCCCCAACGAAACUCUUAUGGCCAAUUGUACCACCCAGGACGUUACUCCACCUCCCGAAUUGCAAUGGUACAUCAAUGGAGAUAAGUUACCUUCAAACUACUCUCGAAUGGCCGUUCCUGAAUCGACGAACUCCUACGUAACUUCGGAGGGAAACUCCAGCGGGGACCAGACGGGCCUUUUGUUCCGAAUGUCGCAGCUCAAAAUCCUGUUGGACCCUCUACAUUUCGGCAGAGGCGGCCAGGCGACUCUCACCUGUGCAGCCACACUUCCGGGAAUAUACAAAAGAAGGUCGAAAGAAGUGGCCUUGACGCUACCCGGCUUCAGAGCUGCGUCACCAUCUCAGAAACUGUACGGGUCGGCCAACGCUCACUUGGGAGAGUCUUCAUACCUCAACAUGGUGGUGACAUUUGUACUAAUAAAAUUUUUGUAAAGAACGCUCUGUCGCGCACUUCUAUACUUAGUUCUCCUCGUCGUGUCUCUCGUGUAUAUUUAACCGUAGGUUCAGGAGACACGUCUAGAUGUUCUUUCGCAGGUUAAUGUAAGAUACUGAUGUAGCCGAGUACGAGUAUGAUACGAAAUCAUUCACUGUACACAAGUUGGUCAGUCAUUGUAUGUUACAAGACAUAUUAACUGCCGUAUCUUAACUCUUGGCUGGAAGGAAUUUGAUGUUACCUCAUUUCGUUUCGUUACGUCAUUUUGCAGAGUUCAGUUAUUUGACAGGGUGACGGUGAUAUCAUGUAUCAGUCAACAGAUAUUUCAUAUUUUUGGACAUAAGGAACAUUUACAGUACAGUGGUUGCCUUAGAAUGGAAAAGUCAUUGUCAAGGCAUCAUAGUAAGGCUUAUUAAUGUCAUUCAUAGAAAAUGACACUUGAAACACAAAUGUUGAUAUGGGAAGUUGCAUAUUAAUUACUUUAAAAAAUAGAUUAAGUUUUAAAGAAACGUUAUUAUUUGGAGAAUUACUGUUAGAUCCUCCUUGUACAAUCAAUGUUAUUCUUUUCAAAAUCGUUCGUACCUACAUAUAUAAUUAUCGUAAAAGGAGUGAUCAUAUUAAU